Molecule: messenger RNA, 171 nt
Organism: Sphenostylis stenocarpa
Lineage: Eukaryota; Viridiplantae; Streptophyta; Magnoliopsida; Fabales; Fabaceae
Source: the annotation of a GenBank genome assembly
AUGGGAGGAGACAAUCUUAAUUCACUAAACAUAAAGUCUGUUCUUUUAGAGACUUCUGGAAGACAUAUGUUUGGUCAUGAUGUGAAGAUGAAUAAUGGAAUGAAUGGGAAGGAAAGUUCCUGGACAGCGCUGGGUAAUUUCCUCGAAACUAACGAAACUCUUCUCCUAUAA